AUGUGGGCCUUUGAUCACGAGGUAAACAUGUGGUUCGUAAAGAGAAAUUCUGGAAUUCUUGAAUACUACCAGAGCAUCCAUGAUUUCAACUCAUGGACGAAAGUUGAUAUUAUCGAACUCUCAAGGGCCCCAUUUCACAAUCCUUCACAGGAUCCCAGUGCGUCUAACUUCAAAUUAUUUCUAGACAAGCAGGUCAGGGAAAACUUCUCAAAGAUGAAAACUGCAAAAGCCCUGUAUAGAAAAGAUAAGGAUGUUAUUGAUCCUGAAUCUGGUGAGCCAAUGAAGAUCAUACUGUGGCCAGCAACAAAACAAUGCUUGCUCCCUAUGGUAAUCCCUGAAGACGUGGCUAAACCUGCUACACCCGUGGCAACCCAGAUCACUGAGCAUAUUCCGAAAUUAACUCGGAGUAAUCAUGGUGCAUGCGGAAUCCUCUCCGCGAGAUACAUAUGUCCAAAGAUCUCUAAAAGAUUCCUUGACAUGUUGGAUGGCAUCUGA
Lactuca saligna is the source of this 495-nucleotide messenger RNA. The record is from the annotation of a GenBank genome assembly. Lineage: Eukaryota; Viridiplantae; Streptophyta; Magnoliopsida; Asterales; Asteraceae.